GUUUACUCGCAGUGAGUUUCCCGUUUCCGUAUGCAGUGGUUGGUUGGAUUGGGUUGGGGGUUGAUUCCGGUGAGCUUUAUCGAGGAAAUGGCGCCAAUUGCGGUGGCAAGUCGUUGGCUGCCGCUCUUCCGCCUUCCAAUUGUUUGGUGUUCAUCACCGGCUGGCGGUCUCCGUUCUCGCAAUGGCUUCUUGCGGCCUCGCUACUCUACCGCCAGCCUCCCACUUGUGCUGUCCGGUUCGGAAGUGGGAACCCUUGAGGUCCGCCAUAAAUCGAGGAUGUUGAAGAAGAAAAUAGAGUUUCUCGGGAUUAAGACUGACGAUUCCUGUGUGGCUGGGUUGUUCACUCACUUGCUUUGCCCCAAGUGCAAAGGUGGCAAGUCAAUGGAGAGCUGCUUAUCUUUCCACAUUAUCCAAGAUGGGGAGUUUGCUAUGUGGAGGUGUUUUCGUCCUAGUUGUGGAUGGGCAGGGCAGGCCUUUGCCAAUCACAGGGAAACAAUGGAAGGAAUGAAUUUGAUGCUUAAAGUUGAAUCAUCCGACAAGUUGACAGCUGAGGGCAUAGGAUUAGAACCGUUAGGAGAUAAGUUGGUUCUUUACUUCAAUGAGAGAAGGAUUUCUGAAGGAACUCUGCGGAGGAAUGCAGUUAUGCAGACAUCUCAGGCUGUCAUUGCUUUUACUUACAGAAAAGGUGGAGAGCUUGUUGGCUGCAAGUACCGUACCAUAGACAAAAGGUUUUGGCAGGAGAGUGGGACAGAGAAGUGGUUAUAUGGACUUGAUGACAUAACUGAAGCCACUGAAAUCAUUAUAGUGGAAGGGGAAAUCGAUAAACUUUCAUUAGAGGAAGCUGGUUUCCGUAAUUGCGUGAGUGUUCCGGCAGGUGCACCAAUAACAGUGUCAUCCAAAGAUUUACCUUCAGCAGAAAAGGAUAGAGCAUUUCAGUACAUAUGGAACUGCAAAGAGUACUUGGAUAAAUUUUCACGCAUUAUCCUGGCUACUGAUGGUGACUCAUCUGGACAAGCAUUGGCAGAAGAGCUAGCACGUCGGUUGGGAAAAGAAAGAUGUUGGCUUGUACGUUGGCCCAGAAACGGUGACUCUGAUGUCUUCAAAGAUGCCAAUGAGGUUCUCAGAUGCUUGGGGCCUCAAGCUUUGAGAGAAGCAAUUGAAACUGCAGAUACAUAUCAUACUGAUACGCUGGGUUAAGGUAUGGAGUUAACUGUUUGAAUCUAAUACCUUACUGUUACAGCUAGUUCUAUUGAGACUGAUUGAGUAAUUUUGGUUGGUCUCUGUAAGUUCCAUGAUAAGAACAAGAUGGUUUCCCUUCCCUUUGCUGGUUGGGGCAACAUUAGCGUGCUUCACCAUCUCUUCGAAAUACCAACACGGAGAGAUGGGGGGAAUACCAACACGGAGAGAUGGGGGGAUGACUGGAGAGAGGCAUUACUGUAUAUCACCCCUGGUUUUUGUCAACGGGUUCGAGCAGCAUCUUGCUUUGCUGUGUCAGUCAGUCAUCUAACGGCUUCAGCUUUGGUCUAUUCCACACGACAGAAGUACCGGUCCGUAUUCAUGUAACAAUUCGAGCAAGAAUGCUUGAGCUCUUGGGGAAUUCUGGCAGAAUUCGAAAACCCAGGUUGAACUGUAACUCCUGUUUUAGCAUGUCUCUUGUGUAAAUGAACAUCUGUCUUGUUGAGUAGGGCAUUCUUAUGCCUUAUGGAACUCUAGACAGUUGGUUAACUCGUGCGUGAUUGAUUGUCGUUAAGACACUUAAAUUUGAAUGAACUGAAUCUAAAUUCAGAAGGAUGCAAAACCACGAAAGAAACUUUGGAAGCGGAG
Messenger RNA from Linum trigynum, 1824 nucleotides. The record is from the annotation of a GenBank genome assembly. Lineage: Eukaryota; Viridiplantae; Streptophyta; Magnoliopsida; Malpighiales; Linaceae.